Molecule: messenger RNA, 2307 nt
Organism: Quercus robur (English oak)
Lineage: Eukaryota; Viridiplantae; Streptophyta; Magnoliopsida; Fagales; Fagaceae
Product: zinc finger BED domain-containing protein RICESLEEPER 1-like
Exons: 2
Coding region: 229-2205 (658 amino acids)
Molecular function (GO): DNA binding; protein dimerization activity
Source: RefSeq, a predicted model, not a curated record
AAUUCCGUAGCUACUUCGUGCCUCCGGAGUCCUGAACUCUUCUCAACUGCGCGCCCUCUUACCAAAAUCACUCCUAUUUCCAAUUCCAUAUUAGCCUCUCACUCUCUCUCUCACUGAAAACCCCCAAUCAAAACCCUAACCCUAAUUCUGCUCGGCUCUCUGCAACUGCAACAUCCACUUUGGUUUUCUGCUCAAUUCUCCAUUGUGGUGAAAGAUUGGCUUCAUGAAAUGGAUUUGUCAGAUGCAGUAAUAGUCAAUUCUAGCAGAUUGAAAUCUGUUGUAUGGAAUGACUUUGAUAGGGUUAAAAAGGGUGACACCUGUGUGGCCGUUUGUAGGCAUUGUAAGAAGAGACUUAGUGGAUCAAGUACUAGUGGAACAUCACAUUUGCGGAAUCAUUUGAUUAGGUGUCAGAGAAGAUCUAACCAUGGCAUAGCUCAAUAUAUUACAGUGAGGGAAAAGAAAAAGGAAGGAGUCCUUGCUCAUGCAAAUUUCAAUAUGGAUCAAGAGCAGAGAAAGGAUGAAAUGCUUAACCUUGUGAAUGUUAAAUUUGAGCAAGAUCCGAUGAAAGAUGAGACUGUUAACACUGGCAACAAUAACUUCGAUCAAAGACGAAGUCGACGUGAUCUUGCUCGCAUGAUCAUUUUACAUGGCUAUCCAUUGGCCAUGGCAGAGCAUUUCUGGUUCAGAGUAUUUGUUAAAAAUUUGCAGCCACUUUUUGAGUUUGUUACGUUGGACAUAGUUGAGGCUGAUUGCAGGGAUAUCUAUGUGGAAGAGAGGCAAAAGGUGAGUGAAGUGUUGGAUAAACUGCCUGGUAAAAUCAGCCUCAGUGCUGACUUGUGGGCUACUUAUGCAAAUGCUGAGUGCUUGUGUUUGACGGCACACUACAUUGAUGAAUCUUGGCAGUUAAAGAAGAAGAUUCUAAAUUUUGUUAUGGUUGAUCAUUCCCAUACAGAAGACAUGCUUUCAGACGUUAUCAUGUCAUGUCUAAUGGAUUGGGAUAUUGACCGUAAGUUAUUCUCCAUGACUUUUGAUAGUUCUUCUACCAAUGACAACAUCGUCUUUAGAAUCAGAGAUCGGCUGUCCCAGAAUAGGUUUCUUUAUUGCAAUGGUCAAUUUUUUGAUGUACGCUGUGCAGCAAAUGUUAUUAAUUUGAUGGUUCAAGAUGCCUUGGAAGCACUAUGUGAGGUAACCCAUAAAAUUCGGGAAAGCAUACAAUUCUUUAAAAGUGCAGAAGCAAUGCAAGCAAAGUUUAAUGAGGUGGCUCAAGAAGUUGGAGUUCAGAGUAAAAGGCCCUUAUGUUUAGAUAAUUCAUCACAGUGGAACUCGACAUAUGUUAUGCUUGAAGUAGCCUUGGAGUACAGGGAGGCUUUUUCUCUUUUGCAAGAAAAUGACACUGUCUAUACAAUGUGUCCAUCUGAUAUAGAGUGGGAGAGAGUUACUUUAGUUACCAGUUACUUGAAGCUCUUUGUUGAGGUUGCUAAUGAGUUUACAAGGUCUAAGUCUUCAACUGCAAAUAUAUAUUUUCCCGAGCUCUGUAAUAUUCACUUGCAGUUGAUUGAAUGGUGUAAGAAUUCAGAUGCUUGUAUUAGUUCUUUGGCAUCAAAGAUGAGAAGCAAGUUUGAAGAAUAUUGGGACAGAUGUGGCUCAGGUUUAGCAGUUGCAGCCAUGUUAGAUCCUCGAUACAAGAUGAAAUCGGUUGAGUAUUACUAUCCACUAAUCUAUGGUAGUAGUGCUUCAGAACGUAUUGAUGAUGUCUUUCACUGUGUCAAGGAACUUUAUAAUGAACAUUCUAUCUGCUCGCCAUUAGCUUCUAUUGAUCAAGGUCUAGCCUGGCAAGUGGGUGGUGGUGCCCGUUGCUCAGCUGCUUCUAGGGAUAGGCUGAUGGGGUUUGACAAAUUCCUUCACGACACUUUUCAGAGUGAAGGCACAAAGUCGGAUCUGGACAAGUAUCUAGAGGAGCCCCUCUUUCCUCGUAGUGUUGAUUUUAACUUAUUAAAUUGGUGGAAAGUACAUACUCCUAGGUAUCCUAUCCUAUCGAUGAUGGCACGCAAUGUGUUAGCAACUCCCAUGUCGAAACUUGCUUCAGAGUUUGCAUUCAGCACUGAAAGAAGAAUGCUUGAUCGUGAUUGGAGUUCACUAAGUCCAGAAACAGUCCAAGCUUUGAUGUGUUCUCAAGAUUGGAUACGCAGUCAAAUAGAAAGUUAAGUCUUUUUCCCGAUUUAAAUGUCACUAUUUCUGGGUAAACUCUACUGUCGCUGAGCUUUCUUUUCUUGUGUAUUACAAUAGAUCAUCUACGGCAGUGUCAAA